AUGGCUUCUGGUACGAUCUUGGCGGCGGUCACUACGCUCUCUAUGACGGACAUACAGGAGUUCCCGUCAGAUUCGGUUCUCGCUCGCCCAGGUCUUUGGACUACUCUUGGGCAUGUCGUUCUUGGAGGGCCUCUUGACCACGUUCGACAGGAGGACGACCUCGUGACUCUAGACGGCCGGCAACCCAGCGAACUUGGACCUGUGGUAGAGGUUACCAACUAUCCUGUCUUAACCGAACCCGAGGAUAUCGUCGAUUAUCUUCUCGUCCGACAUGGUCUUGAAGUGGUGUCUGAACUCCUUAGACCAGUCCAGUUCAUCUACACGUAUAGCUACGUGGGCAUAGAGACCGUUAGCUCAGAGCGCCGGGGCUAG
Fusarium sp. VM40 is the source of this 372-nucleotide messenger RNA. The record is from the annotation of a GenBank genome assembly. Lineage: Eukaryota; Fungi; Ascomycota; Sordariomycetes; Hypocreales; Nectriaceae.